GCGUGUGGCGAGGGCAGCUGUGUGAGAGGAAGGGCAUCGACUUCUGAUUCGGUCAGGUACGCAUCGCAUCCCGCAUGCAUCCGUUGUGUGUGUAUGGGAGGUCAGACGAAGCCUGUUGUCCUGCUUGCAGACGUCAUCCUUCACCAUGUCCGAGCAGCCCGCCAGCACCGCCCAGCCGCCCCUUCUGAAUGACGGCAUCGAGCUCUGCUGGCAGACAGACACCAGCCCCGCCACCAAGCGGCUCGCCCACCGCAUUCUGCGCCGUGAGCUGACACCCGCCAUCGCCACACGACUCAUCCGGACCAAUGGAGCCGACCCCCACACACUGGUCGGCCUCCGCGAGAAGGCACCUGGGGAGUGGCCACACACCAAGUGGGUGCCGCUGCUGUCGCUGGCGAUUGACGACCCGACCGACAGCGUCCCCUCUGUGUGGCGGAUGGAUUUGGACCUCGAGACGCCCCUGCUGCUCAAGCCCUGGUCGUCACGCCAACUGCAGCGGGACAUACUCGAGGCGCUCAUCAGCUGCGGCGCCAACGUCAACUUCCAUCAUCCUGCGCAUUUCAGCAUGAGGGCGAUGUCUGUGGCGGCCAAGACGGGCAACAUUGAGGCAGUGGAGGUGCUGUUGGCCACAAACCAGCUUGAUUAUCUUAGCUGCCCUUCGAUCUCCCCUCCCCUCCGCCCCUCACAAGCCUAUGACGAUGCCCUCAUCCGUACGGCGCGCCGGCUGCUGCAUCAUGACCCGUCACUGAGCGGCUUGGCGGUGCUUGAGGCAGCUACGUCACGGCCCCUUCCAUCCAAGGCCUUCACGUACGAGUACAUGGACACCAUCUUGCAGCACGGGGACCCCAUACCGGUCGGCGUGGUGCGUACCGCACUAUCGGAAGCUGCCGGGUUGGGGAGCCACUGGGUGAUGGACUACCUGUGCGAGCGUCUCGCCACUCCUGCUGAUAUCAACCCUGCACAAGGUCAUCACCCGCCGCUCCAGCGUGCCGCAAUGCACCUGCAAGUCCUGCUUGACGAAUGGGAUGGUUGGGAUGGUGACGUUGACGACGACAUGCUGGACGCCAUUCGCAACCGCAAGCUGGUGGUGCGGUCCCUGCUGCGGGCGGGGGCAGACCUCUCGACGAAAGUGCUGCCCAUCACUACAACCGGUGACCGCAAGCGGCGUGAGCUGGUGCUGAAGGAGUACGUGGUUGUACUCAACGAGCUGCCCUUCGUCGUGAUGGACGCCAUCAAUGCCGCCCUCUCCACCCAACGCGACGCCUACAUCGUCAUGACGCGCAUCCUGCCCUUUGUGGAUCACAACGACGAGGACGCCUGCCUCCCCCACCCGCCCUCCCCCUCGCCACUCUCAUUCGGACCACAGGAGGCCGCCGCCAUCGCAUGGAAGAUCGGGGCCUUCCUGCACGACCCGCCCGCCGCACUCACCGCCGUCGACCAAGUCCUCACCAAUGCGUCGGCACUCAAGCGGCGCGUCCGGGCGGCCGUUGGGCAUUUCGUCAAGUGGGCGGCGACCAAGACGGUCAGCAAUCGGGAGGUGGUGGGCGGGUGGAGUCGGGGGCCGGACGGGCAGAUGGCGCGUGUGCCGCAGCUGCAGUGCUUCGCUGUCGACGCGGGGCAGCGCCACACACACACACAGCUGGGGGUGCGCGAGGUGGUGCACGGGGCGCGGCUGGAGGAGGUGCGGCAACACGGGCUGGAGGGGGUGGUCAAGGGCUUCAACAACGAGGAGGGCAAUGACGACUGUCAGUUCCAGUGGGGCCGCCUGGGCUUCGUCGGCCAGACGGGGCAGCAGUGGGUGUCGCUGGGCAUCAACUGAUCAAUUGCCUCAGUAGCUGAGAGAAUGACAGCUCGUUUUGGUUGUGGUGGUGCAUGGUGUUGGUUUGGUUUAAGUGCUGACUGAUUGAGACAGCUUUGUGCCAGUCUGCGUGUGAUGCCAUCCAUGACACAUCUGUG
Vitrella brassicaformis is the source of this 1956-nucleotide messenger RNA. The record is from the annotation of a GenBank genome assembly. NCBI's taxonomy places the organism in Eukaryota, Vitrellaceae.